Dunckerocampus dactyliophorus (ringed pipefish) is the source of this 2933-nucleotide messenger RNA. It is a transcript of the gene rgs14b, whose product is annotated as regulator of G protein signaling 14b. Gene Ontology annotation, molecular function: GTPase activator activity. The record is from RefSeq and is a predicted model, not a curated record. The coding region runs from base 154 to 1869 and encodes 571 amino acids. The transcript has 15 exons. Gene Ontology annotation, biological process: signal transduction. Lineage: Eukaryota; Metazoa; Chordata; Actinopteri; Syngnathiformes; Syngnathidae.
CAUGCAGGAAGUGACCGGGGAACCCAAGCGAUGAGGUUUUUGAGUGGUUUGUAGAAGUGUAUAUCAUUUGGGUGGAGUACUCAAUUGUGUUUGCAGGCAGAGUGAACAACAUCGUUUCAGACUUCGACAUCAAACUGUGGUGUCUUGGUUACCAUGGCAAAGAAUUGUAAUUCUCUGAGGUCUCCUGUUGGCCACAUGAGUCUCGCCAUGUCAGACGGAGAGUUGAAUAUGUCUGCACGGAGCAGUGCAGGCAGUAGCUCCAGCCUCCCUGGGACCCCGGGUGGAGAGUCCAGCCCAGCCAACAGUGUGCUAAGCUGGGCUGUUUCCUUUGAGAAGCUGCUGGAAGACCCCUGUGGAGUCGGCUACUUUACAGCCUUUCUGAGAUCUGAGGUGAGUGCAGAGAACAUUUUGUUCUGGCAGUCAUGCGAAAAGUUCAGGAAGAUCCCAGCCAUGUCAUUGGAGGAGCUAAAGGCAGCAGCUCGCUCCAUCUAUGAAAUGUACUUGUCUGAGAAGGCUCCCCACUCGGUCAACAUUGAUGACACAGCCAAGACAGAUGAAAAAGACUUGGAACAACCCACGCCUGAUAUGUUUAACAAGGCUCAAGCACAGAUCUUUAAGUUGAUGAAGAUGGACAGCUACAGACGCUUUGUGCGCUCUUCACUGUACCAGAGCUGCACUUUGGCAAGUGUAGAAGGCAAACGUUUACCUCAGCUCUCCACAGAACCUUUCCGCACGGUAUCCUGGGAGGAGGUGGCCACGAGAAGCCCUAACUUAACUGACAAAAAGAGCAAGACGUCAGAUGGCAGCAGUUUUUCAAGUGGAAAGAUCCCCUUGGAUAAACGGCGACAGAAAAGAGGAUCCUUGGGAGAUACAUCCCACUGCAAUGUUUCAUCUUCACUCAGAGACUCUGUGGCUGUGAAGUCAAGCAGUAAUGUGGAGCUUGACUCCCUCUACAGGACAAUAGAGAAUGGCCAAUCAAGUCCUCGCUCCCCAGAGCAAGUUGGCGUCCUGGGAGGUCGGUGUGGAAUGGAGGGUGGCUACUGCUGCGUCUACCUGCCUGAUGGCAGUGCCUCCCUGGCUCCAACCCGAAAUGGCCUGCCUAUCAGAGACAUGCUGGCUGGCCUGUGUGAGAAGAGAGGUUUCUCGUUGAAAGAUGUCGUCAUCUACCUUCACGGCAAGGACAAACAACCAUUAUCACUGGACCAGGACUGCUGUGUGCUGAGAGAUCAGCAGGUCUUGCUUGAGCUUCGGGUGACGUUUGUGCUGGAAAAUGCCUUUACGGGUAAGACUGGGGGUAUAAUGGCAAAGUCCAGUAAGACACUGCAAGAUGCCCUGUCAACUGUGUUACAGAAACAUAGUCUAAAGCCUCACGAGGCCCAGGUCACCAUUGUUGGAAGUGACGAGCCUGUGAACAUGAACACAACGGUGUUCAGACUGGCCAAUAAGAUGCUGCGGCUUGACAAAGUCAAAGCAAAAGACCAAGGCAGCAUUCCCAGAGCCAGUGGAACUGCUGCAGCCGCACAGGCAGGAUCAGGUGGUCCGGAGGCCCGGUUAUCCCCUCAGACCGACAAGGUCAAGACUCCACCAAAGCCUAGUAAGAACCGCGACAUGGAUGGGCUCUUGGAUAUGUUGACGAGGGCACAGUGCUGCAGAGUGGAUGACCAGCGAGGUCUUCUCACCAAAGAACAGCUGGAGGUUCCUCUGUUCCUACAGCUUCCCCCAGACCAGGGACAGGACGUGCAGUCAGAAGAGUCCAGCACAAACGGAUCAUCUACUGCAAACACCAGCAAGGUUUCUGAGAACGUCUCGUCAUCUUUUGGUUUAGGUGACUCUGAACAGACUCAGGACUUGAGAGAAACAUCAGUAUGAAAGUCUUUUGUGUUUAAAAAAAAAAAAACAAACUACAACAUCCAACACGUGGUCAGUCUUGUUGAAAGACAAAAUAUUUUUGUUUAGCACUUUUUAGUCAUUAACAAUAAGCUCUUAGGCAACAUUACGCUACCGACUCUGCUAUGAAAGCUUCAGGCAAAAGAAAAGAGACGUCAUUUCCGGACUAUGAGGCACGACUUUUUCACAUGCUUUGAACCCUGCGGCUUUAAUGAUGAUGCGGCUAAUUUAUGGAUUUUUACGGGCUAAAGAGCUGCUACUGAUCAUUUAUGUUGCUGACACUGGGAAGACCCAGUGGAGGUAGGAUUGCAUGGUUUAUGGUGUGUGCAAAGCACUAAAUGUGUGGUUCCAGUCCUGCUUGAACACUGCCACUUCUAUAUUACAUGUUACCAUUCACAGUAGCCAUGGCCUACAUCUUUCUGUGUAUGUCUAUGUCACAAUGUGGACACCUGCUGCUUAUAGACAAGUGCGGCCUAUAUAUGUACAAAACAUAUUUUCUCGUUAAAUUUGGUGGGUGCGGCUUAUAUCCAGGUGCGCGCAAUGGUCGAAAUUACGGUAAGUAUACAUUUUAUAGACACUACAGGUCCUAAGGAGAGUUUUCGCUAGGAAUAGUUUUAAUGUAGCCAUAAUGUUAAACAACCUGUAUCUAAGCAGUUAGGUCUAAAUAUUGUACCUGUCUUGUCAAUGUUUAAUUAUGCACUGUAACACAAAUGUCAGGACUGAUAGCACAGGACCGGCCAGCUUGUGAAGAAUAUUGCACAUUUUGUCAGUUUGAGAUUGAAUGUUUUAAGGUGGUUUUGGGCAUUGAAAUGUUUUCCUAAUGUGUACUUGUGUGUUUUGUAAUGCUUUUUAUUUUUGUCCCCAGAAUAUAUUUUGUUUGCCGUGAUGGCAUUUUUCACAACGCCUGGUUUUAGUCCUGUCGUGCUACCACUUCAUGCUCGUCAUACUCAGGAUUCAUAUUAUGAAUCAGUAUUGUAAUGCUGGUAUGAUACUGAAAAUACCUGAAGAGUGUAUCAGUCAACAAUUAAAUAUGUUGUCAGAUGUGA